Molecule: messenger RNA, 1618 nt
Organism: Manihot esculenta (cassava)
Lineage: Eukaryota; Viridiplantae; Streptophyta; Magnoliopsida; Malpighiales; Euphorbiaceae
Product: NAC transcription factor 56
Exons: 3
Coding region: 110-1150 (346 amino acids)
Biological process (GO): regulation of DNA-templated transcription; system development
Molecular function (GO): DNA binding
Source: RefSeq, a predicted model, not a curated record
AUAAAUAAAUUUGGUUAGCAUUUCAUCAACUACCCCUCAAAAGCGCUCCAAAUCUCACUUAUCAGUCUCUCCAAUUCAGCGCUUCUAAGGACCGUCCUAUAACUAAUUAAUGGAGAGCACCGAUUCCUCGUCCGCCUCGCAACAGCCCAACCUUCCACCGGGGUUCAGAUUCCAUCCCACCGACGAAGAGCUUGUGGUUCACUACCUCAAGAAAAAGGCCGCCUCUGCUCCUCUUCCCGUACCAAUCGUCGCGGAAGUUGAUCUUUACAAGUUUGAUCCCUGGGAAUUACCGGCGAAGGCGACCUUUGGCGAGCAGGAAUGGUACUUUUUCAGUCCUAGAGACCGGAAGUACCCUAACGGAGUGAGGCCAAACAGGGCAGCAACUUCAGGGUAUUGGAAAGCCACCGGAACUGAUAAGCCUGUAUUAACUUGUGGUGGUACUCAAAAGGUUGGCGUCAAGAAAGCUCUUGUUUUCUAUGGAGGGAAGCCCCCAAAAGGGAUCAAAACCAAUUGGAUCAUGCAUGAAUACAGAUUAGCAGAUAACAAAGUCAGUAACAGGCCCCCAGGAUGUGACUUGGGUAACAAGAAAAAUUCCUUAAGGCUCGAUGAUUGGGUUUUGUGUCGAAUAUACAAGAAAAAUAACACGCAUCGAUCGAUGGAUCAUGAUAAAGACGAUUAUGUGGAGGAUAUGCUUGGAUCAAUACCACAUUCCAUCUCAGUCGGACUCCAACAGAAUGCGAAACUUCAGCUACUAAAAGGCACAAACUAUGGAGCAUUGGUUGAAAAUGAACAGAAUUUGUUCGACGGAAUGUUAAGCAACGAUGCUAUGAACAACACUAACUCUAUCUCUCAGUUCGCCUCUUCAACCUCCAGACCUGCUGAGUUAUCUAUGCUUCCUCUCAAAAGAACUCUCCCAUCUCUGUAUUGGAACGACGACGACGACCUGGCAGGACCUUCAUCAAGCAAGAGAUUACAGGGGGAUAGUGGAGACGGAAGUGUUGUGAGGACUGAUGGGAAUAGUUCCAUAGCCUCUCUGCUUAGCCAGCUCCCACAAACACCUCCACUGCACCAACAGACAAUGUUGGGAUCUACGGGAGACGGGAUUUUUAGGCCAUCAUACCAGCUUUCAGGCCUGAAUUGGUAUUCUUGAGUCUUAAUUCAUAUAAUAUAUAUAUAUAUAUAUACACACAUAUAAAGUGUCUUGAUUUGGCGUAUUCCGUGUAGAAUGGACUUAUAAUUAUCAUUAUGACAUGUUCAUACGUACAGUUACGACUAGUUUAAUUUAUAUGCUUCAGAUUGGGCUUGUUGAGAUUUUGGUUAUUAGUGCUGAGAGCUAGCUAGAGAGUAAUUCAAAUGGUCUCCAGUAUCAUCCAGGGUAACCAUUAGUUGCCAAUUUCAGGUGAGGACAUCGAUACUCUCAGAUAUAUAGGUUCAUAUAUAUGUAUGUAUAAAGGUUCUCUCUUUAUCUCUGUGUGUCUUUCCCUCUCUAUUAUAUGUAUGUAUAGUUUUGUAACAUAUACAUGGUUGUUAUAGUUAGGCAGGCAAAAGGAAAAACUGAGAUCAUCGUCUUCAUGUAGAAAAAUAAAAUCGAUAAAUGAAGCAUUUUGAUUUUGGUACA